This is a messenger RNA of Pteronotus mesoamericanus, 894 nucleotides long. It is a transcript of the gene BUD31, whose product is annotated as BUD31 homolog. The coding region runs from base 265 to 699 and encodes 144 amino acids. Gene Ontology annotation, biological process: mRNA splicing, via spliceosome. The transcript is spliced from 6 exons. The record is from RefSeq and is a predicted model, not a curated record. Gene Ontology annotation, cellular component: nucleus; spliceosomal complex. NCBI's taxonomy places the organism in Eukaryota, Metazoa, Chordata, Mammalia, Chiroptera, Mormoopidae.
CGCGUAGUGGGGCGGGGCUCCGCAAGGCCCUCAUCCUGAAGUGAUCACCUGGGAAGCGGAAGCAGUAGAGAAAGAAGCGGCGGCCGAAGACGUUAAAGGUUCAGAUGAGACUGAGGACCAGAGAGAGAAUGUGACUUCCCAAAGUCACAUUAUUUGGUAGAGCUGGACAAGAACCUGAGCCUGUAACUGAAGAGACCAGAGAUCUUUCAGUUACAAUCUUGGGAAACAGCCCUAAGAUCUUUGCAGAUUAUCUUGUGGGGAAAAAUGCCUAAAGUCAAAAGAAGCCGGAAAGCUCCACCAGAUGGCUGGGAGUUGAUCGAGCCAACACUGGAUGAGUUAGAUCAAAAGAUGAGAGAAGCUGAAACAGAACCUCAUGAGGGAAAGAGGAAAGUGGAAUCUCUGUGGCCUAUCUUCAGGAUCCAUCAUCAGAAGACCCGCUAUAUUUUUGACCUCUUCUACAAGCGGAAAGCCAUAAGCAGAGAAUUAUAUGAAUACUGUAUUAAAGAAGGCUAUGCAGACAAAAACCUGAUUGCAAAAUGGAAAAAGCAGGGGUAUGAGAACUUAUGCUGCCUGCGGUGCAUUCAGACACGGGACACCAAUUUUGGGACAAACUGCAUUUGCCGGGUCCCCAAAAGCAAGCUGGAAGUGGGCCGGAUCAUCGAGUGCACGCACUGCGGCUGCCGGGGCUGCUCUGGCUGAGGCCCUUGAGCCCUGGCCCCUUUCCAACAAGGACUUUGGACUUCAUAAGUUUCUGCCUUUCGUGCCACCCCUUUCCUGAGAGCAGCUCUUCUGGUAGAGCAGUGCCCCAGGCCCCAGUUGGAGCAUGGUCUCUACGUGUGAAGGCAUUGUUGUUCAUUAGCUGUAAUUUGUAAAAAUAAAACUUUUAAACCUUGG